Rhopalosiphum maidis (corn leaf aphid) is the source of this 1610-nucleotide messenger RNA. Its product is annotated as spliceosome-associated protein CWC27 homolog. Gene Ontology annotation, molecular function: peptidyl-prolyl cis-trans isomerase activity. Gene Ontology annotation, biological process: protein folding; protein peptidyl-prolyl isomerization. The record is from RefSeq and is a predicted model, not a curated record. NCBI's taxonomy places the organism in Eukaryota, Metazoa, Arthropoda, Insecta, Hemiptera, Aphididae. Gene Ontology annotation, cellular component: catalytic step 2 spliceosome.
UAUUAUAAUCAAAAAAACCUAGACCUGAAGUUUUGUCUGAAACUAUGUUCAAUUGAGUCUAAAAAUCACAAAAUAUAUAUUUAUUGUUUUUUAAUAAAUAUUAAUAAUUCAUUAAAUUAAAUUAAUUUUAUUUUUACUUGUUUAACAAAAUCUAAACAAUUCUUUGAGGUUUAUAAAAUGAGUAAUAUUUAUAUACAAGAACCUCCUACUUCUGGCAAAGUUGUGCUGAAAACUUCAUUUGGAGAUAUUGAAAUUGAAUUAUGGUCAAGGGAAGCACCAAAAGCUUGUAGAAAUUUUGUUCAAUUAUGUAUUGAAGGAUAUUAUGAUGGAGUCUUGUUUCAUCGUAUUGUUAAGGGUUUUAUAGCUCAGGGUGGAGAUCCAACUGGAACUGGAGCGGGUGGUGAAUCAAUUUAUGGCCAUCCAUUUAAAGAUGAAAUACAUUCACGUCUUCGGUUUAAUCGACGUGGUUUGGUGGCUAUGGCAAAUGCCGGAAAAGAUGAUAAUGGAUCUCAAUUCUUUUUUACUUUAGGGUCUACUCCAGAACUACAAUCCAAACACACAAUAUUUGGAAAAGUUGCUGGUGACACUAUCUUUAAUUUAACCAAAUUAAAUGAAACUCUUGUGGAUACAGAAGAUAAACCAGUUUAUGAUCAAAAAAUACUAAAAACUAUUGUACUAAAUAAUCCUUUCCCUGAUAUUGUUCCUAGAGUUGAAAAAAAGAGUGAAAAAAUUGAAAAACUUUCAAAAAAAAAAGAGGUUAUUGGUGUCAAAAAUUUUAAACUUUUAUCAUUUGGUGAAGAAGCUGAAGAAGAUGAAGAAGAACUUAUUGAUGUUGUUAAGGAGUUUAGUGGUAGACCAAAAUCAACUCAUGAUGUUCUUAAAGAUCCUCAGUUAAGUUCAGAACCUGCUGUUGUAGAUAAUGAACUUACAGAUGACAUAGCUAUACCUUCUAGUGAUCAGAUAUCAAAAAUAAGUAUUGAUGAUGUUCGGUCAAAAUUGUCAUCUAAUAGUAAACAUAAAAAAAGUAUACCUAAAUCAGUUGAACAAUCGAAUGAAGAAGAUUCUGAUGAUUAUGAACUUGGAAAAGAUCUAAAAGAAGAGAAAAAGAGAAAAGCAGAGGAAAUCCGGAAAGAAAUAAAUCAAAUCAAAUCUCAACUCAAAAAAAAAAAAGAUAAAAAAAAAGACCUAGAUAUAGACAAUACACCUAGUAUACCAGUAGUGCCUAUUGAUCCACUUAAGCAUCAAUAUUUGGAAGAUAUAAAAAAAUAUUCUUCCAAAAAAAGUGAAAUUCCAAAAAAAGGUUCAAAUAGAGAAGAAUUUGCUCUUAGUCUUUUAGAGCAAUUCAAAAAUAAAUUACAUAAUGCUAUACAAUCAAGCCAAGAAAAACCUGAAACAAAAUCAAAAUCUGAAACAGAAGAAGAUGAUGAUUGGAAAUGUCAUCCUCUUCAAUUUCAGAAGGAAGAUGCUGUACUAGCAAAAGAUGCAAAUAAAAAAGAUGACGAUUGGUUUGAAAUAUAUGAUCCUAGAAGUGCUAUCAAUAAAAGGAAACGUGAAUUGAAUAAAUUAAAUUUAAAAACUGAGAAGGAUAAAAAAACUAAACUUUAAAAUAU